This is a messenger RNA of Ilex paraguariensis (yerba mate), 906 nucleotides long. NCBI's taxonomy places the organism in Eukaryota, Viridiplantae, Streptophyta, Magnoliopsida, Aquifoliales, Aquifoliaceae. The record is from the annotation of a GenBank genome assembly.
AUGCCUAGAGAUGCUUUACAUCAUGGAGGUGUUGAGCACCGAGAGUUGCAUAAUGCCUAUGGUUACUACUUUCAUAUGGCUACAGCUGAUGGGCUUGUAAAGCGAGGAGAUGGGAAGAAUAGGCCUUUUGUUUUGUCAAGAGCAUUCUUUCCUGGAAGUCAAAGGUAUGGAGCAGUUUGGACAGGAGAUAACUCUGCAGACUGGGAUCAACUCAAGGUUUCAGUGCCAAUGGUUUUGACCCUUGGUUUGACUGGAGUAUCAUUUUCUGGUGCGGAUGUUGGUGGGUUUUUUGGCAAUCCCGAGCCUGAGUUGUUAGUUCGUUGGUAUCAACUUGGCGCUUACUACCCGUUCUUUAGGGGCCACGCCCAUCAUGACACCAAAAGACGAGAACCUUGGUUAUUUGGGGAAAGGAAUACAGAACUAAUGAGGGAAGCCAUACGCGUUCGUUACAUGUUACUCCCAUAUUUCUACACCUUAUUUCGAGAGGCAAACGUAAGUGGUGUGCCAGUUGUGCGCCCACUUUGGAUGGAAUUCCCAGCUGAUGAAGCUACUUUCAGUAAUGAUGAGGCUUUUAUGGUUGGAAACAGUAUUUUGGUGCAAGGAAUUUAUACAGAGGGUGCCAAACAUGUGUCAGUGUAUCUCCCGGGGGGACAAAUUUGGUAUGACUUGAAAACCGGAACCUCAUAUAAGGGAGAGAUGACCCACAAACUGGUGUCUCAGAAGAGAGUGUUCCUGCUUUUCAAAGAGCGGGAACCAUCAUACCAAGGAAAGACCGAUUUCGCCGAAGCUCCACUCAGAUGGAGAAUGACCCUUACACUCUGGUAUGUGUUCGAUUCUCAAGUGCUUCCUUCUUGGCACAUUCUCCAGCUUGCAACCCUGCUGGCCCCCCCUUUCCCUCUCCUUUAA